AUGGUCGAUAGCGUCAAAAUUAAGGAAUGGUAUAUUGAUGGUGUGGAUGAUGAUAUUGAUGGUGUGGAUGAUGAUAUUGAUGGUGUGGAUGAUGAUAUUGAUGGUGUGGAUGAUGAUAUUAAUGGUGUGGAUGAUGAUAUUGAUGGUGUGGAUGAUGAUAUUGAUGGUGUGAAUGAUGAUAUUGAUGGUGUGGAUGAUGAUAUUGAUGGUGAUAUUGAUGGUGUGCAUGAUGAUAUUGAUGGUGUGAAUGAUGAUAUUGAUGAUGUGGAUGAUGAUAUUGAUGGUGUGGAUGAUGAUAUUGAUGGUGUGGAUGGUGAUAUUGAUGGUGUGCAUGAUGAUAUUGAUGGUGUGAAUGAUGAUAUUGAUGGUGUGGAUGACGAUAUUGAUGGUGUGGAUGAUGAUAUUGAUGGUGUGAAUGAUGAUAUUGAUGGUGUGGAUGAUGAUAUUGAUGGUGUGGAUGGUGAUAUUGAUGGUGUGGAUGGUGAUAUUGAUGGUGUGGAUGAUGAUAUUGAUGGUGUGCAUGAUGAUAUUGAUGGUGUGGAUGGUGAUAUUGAUCGUGUGGAUGGUGAUAUUGAUGGUGUGGAUGGUGAUAUUGAUCGUGUGGAUGGUGAUAUUGAUGGUGUGGAUGAUGAUAUUGAUGGUGUGGAUGGUGAUAUUGAUGGUGUGGAUGGUGAUAUUGAUCGUGUGGAUGGUGAUAUUGAUGGUGUGGAUGAUGAUAUUGAUGGUGUUAAUGAUGAUAUUGAUGGUAGUGUUGAUGGCCAGUG
Messenger RNA from Procambarus clarkii (red swamp crayfish), 764 nucleotides. The record is from RefSeq and is a predicted model, not a curated record. Lineage: Eukaryota; Metazoa; Arthropoda; Malacostraca; Decapoda; Cambaridae.